Molecule: messenger RNA, 4928 nt
Organism: Betta splendens (Siamese fighting fish)
Lineage: Eukaryota; Metazoa; Chordata; Actinopteri; Anabantiformes; Osphronemidae
Gene: adnpb
Product: activity-dependent neuroprotector homeobox b
Exons: 4
Coding region: 685-3885 (1066 amino acids)
Biological process (GO): regulation of gene expression
Cellular component (GO): nucleus
Molecular function (GO): DNA binding
Source: RefSeq, a predicted model, not a curated record
UGCUUUAUGGGGGGGAGGAAGGGGGAAACGCGGCGUUACCCGCAGGGUUUUAGCUGCCCGUGUUGUUGGUGCGAGUUGGCUAGCUUAGACUAGCAUGCUAACUCGGCGCCGUGUGUCCCAAUUCUUUGUCGGUGGCAAAGCCAUCGAUCUGGAUGCUGCCAGAUGUGGAGUCUUGGACGUUACAGCGACCCCGCAGCAGCACACCAGGGCUAGAAUGUGCCUAUUAAACGUAGCUAUUGAACAAUAUCACACGCCAAUAUGUAGUUGACAGACACAGUGGUGUGGAAUCGAAAUAACUGUUUGCUGAAAUAGUCUGGAAGUUUUUCUUUGAAUAGGAAAACGGGGGUCUGGCUCGGGUUUGCCCAGGUGACACCGGUAUUGUGAUGCACUCCCACCUCGUUUGAUCCAGAAGAAGGGGGAGGAGGGUGUGACGAUCAUGGUCACUACCACAACACCCACCUCUGGCUCAGGGCAACACACACACACUUUGCAGGACUACUAACAAAUGAUUUAACCUCAGAUCACUAAGGGUCCUGAACUUUUCUGCUGUGUUUGUGACUGGACGUCAGGAAAAGCUUCUCAUCUCUCUCUCUCUCACACACACACACACACACACACACACACACACACACUAAACAGGAGCAGUCAGCAGUGGACGUGAAUGUUUGGUUAAAGGUGGGCAGAAUGUUCCAGCUCCCUGUCAAUAACCUGGGCAGUCUGCGGAAAGCAAGGAAAAAUGUCAAAAAGGUCCUGGGAGACAUUGGAUUGGAGUUCUGUAGAGAUCACCUGGAGGACUACAAAGACUUCACUCCACCAGAGGUGUAUAUAAAACACACGAGCUGGGAAGAUGUGUGCAUGUGGGAACCAUCACAUACCAAAGUCCAGGACUAUAGAUCGAAACCUUUCUGCUGCUCUGGCUGCCUCUUUUCAUCCAAGUACUUCUCUGCAUACAAGAGCCACUUCCGCAAUGUCCACAGCGAGGACUUUGAGAACAACAUCCUGCUCAACUGCCCCUAUUGCACUUACAAUGGCAACAAAAAGACUCUGGAAACGCACAUCAAACUUUUUCAUAUGCCUAACAACGCUGUGCGACAGGGCCCUGGUGGAAUGGUUGCAGGUGCUGGUGGGCUCAUGAUAAAGGAUGGCGUGUUGAAAAGGGCCGGGGACAGCGUAGAGCAGGCCGUGUACUACUGCAAGAAGUGCACAUAUAGGGACCCUUUGUACAAUGUGGUGCGGAAACACAUCUACCGGGAACACUUCCAGCAAGUAGCCCAACCCUAUAUUGUGAAACCAGGAGAGAAGACAAAUGCUCGGAGUGCUGGCACAGCGGGAGCCCCAGGAAAUACAGUGAACAAUAAUGCCAACAAUGUUACCAGUAACCAGAUUCAUUGCAAGAAGUGUCUAUUUGUUCCAAGGACCUAUGAGGCGCUUGUUCAGCAUGUCAUUGAGGACCAUGAACGAAUUGGCUACCAAGUGACUGCCAUGAUUGGACACACCAGUGUGAUAGUCCCCCGUCCUAAGCCCAUCAUCAUGAUCCCGCCAAAAACUCAAGGAGACAAGACCAUCAUUGGAAUGGGUCCAAAGGGUGCAGUUAUGGCCACUACUAGGUCUCCUCACUCACAGCAGCUGAGUCGAGUUGUCAUGGCAUCAAAGACAGGCUUUAACUCUCAAAGUCUUCUAUCUGGAAUGAAGCAUGAUGUCCUGGGAUUAAAGGCCGGAACCACCCAGUCGUUCUCCAUUGGCAGCCAGCAGGUGAGGGUUACUUUACCAGGCAAUGCCCAGGUUUCUGUGCCCCAGCAGUCGCAUGCAGCAAAGCAGCAAAUAUCUAGCGGUGGCCUGCGAAGUCCGGUUAUGGUUGGUACAUCUUCCUCACUUAAAUCCAACCCUCUGGGGUCACGCGUUCAGGCAGCAGCUACUACGGUAGCAUCUGUCACCGCCAAGAAAAGCGGUUCCUCGGUCCUCGGAACGUCCUUCACCCAGAAGUGGAAAAUUUGCACCAUCUGCAAUGAGCUGUUCCCAGAAAACAUGUACAGUACUCAUUUUGAAAAAGAGCACAAAGCAGAGAAGGUGCCUGCUGUAGCCAACUAUAUCAUGAAGAUCCACAACUUCACCAGCAAGUGUCUCUACUGCAACCGCUAUCUCCCCAGUGACACACUGUUAAAUCACAUGUUGAUUCAUGGGUUGUCCUGUCCACACUGUCGGGCAACAUUCAAUGACGUGGAGAAGAUGGUGGCCCACAUGCGCCUGUCUCACCCAGAUGAGAGUGUUGGCCCACGCACAGACUCCCCCUUGACCUUUGAUCUCACUCUUCAACAGGGCAAUCCCAAGAAUGUUCAGUUGAUUGUCACCACCUAUAACAUGAGAGACGCUCCAGAGGAAUCUGUGGCGUUUCAUGCUCAAAACAACACCACCUCUGUUUCAUCAGCCUUGUCUGCCUCCCUGCUCUCAGGCAAGAGGUUAAUGCCUCAACACCCUCCCAAAACAUCUUCAGGGGCUGCUGACAGUGCACCAAUGAAAAGUAUCCCACAGGCAUCAGUGCCCUACAAAAGAGAUGUGGGCAAGACGCUGUGUCCUCUUUGCUUUUCUAUUUUGAAAGGCCCUAUCUCAGACUCUCUGGCCCACCAUUUGAGAGAGAGGCACCAGGUGAUUCAGACUGUCCACCCUGUAGAGAAGAAACUAACCUACAAGUGUAUUCACUGCUUGGGGGUUUAUACAAGUAACAUGACUGCUUCCACCAUUACUCUGCACCUAGUCCACUGUCGAGGUGUAGGGAAAUCCCAGAAUGGGCAGGACAGCCGGGUAGCUCAUACUUCUCGAGUCAGCCAUUCCCAGAGCAGCACUCAGAAACGGACUAGUUUAGACAGCUCUGACAGUAGUGCACCAAAACGACGGAGACUGGGGCCACCUGGGGAACGGGUACACCCACGAGAUAUGAAUGGCCCACCAACCUUUAUUGAAAAUCCAGAUGAACCUGUAGUUCUGGCUCUUGACCCCAAAGGACACGAGAAUGAGUCAUACGAGUCCAGGAAAGCAUUUUUAACGCAGUAUUUUAAUCACGCGCCGUAUCCCACACAGCGGGAGGUGGAGAAGCUGGCGGCCAGUUUGUGGCUGUGGAAGUCAGACAUCUCUACUCACUUUGUCAACACAAGAAGAAAAUGUGCGCAGAAAUGCGAAACCUACAACGCCAGCGUGUUGCUCGGGUUUAAUAUGCAGGAGCUCAGCAAAGUGAGUCAUGAGCUAUCAUUAAUCCAGGAUGGUAUCUACGAAGGGAGAGCCAGAAAGACACGGACGUCUAGGACACGUUUGGGGGUGUCCGAGAAGGCGCUCCAGAGACACAGGGAGCUGAUGGCUACAAAUGGUGGUGUGGUCCCACGGCCUGCAACUGUAGAAGGUACCAAAACAACAGCACCUGCUCCCAAACCCAACGGUGCCCGCAGAGACCAAACCAAGACAAUCAAAAGCACCUUGCCACAGAAAAUGCCUAUAGACCUUUCUGAGCCUAUUGCCAUUGACUCUGACAGCGAUGAGGAAGAGCAGCACAAGGAGCAAGGGGGAAAGGUGCAUCACCAUGGUAACGAGCAGCUUAACACAGCUAAGAAAAUGGAGCUGAGGAUAGGGGCCAAGACUGUUUCAGACCUAGAUAUAUCUGAUGACGAGGAGGAUGAGGAGGAGGAGGAGGAUGAAGAUGAUGAUGAUGACGACGAGGAUGAUGAUGAUGAUGAGGACAAUGGGGCGCAUGUUGAAAAUGGCUUCGGGCCCACAGAGACUUCAGCAAAACAAGCUGCUAAUGACAGAAACACUUUACCCAUCAUUAUCCCCAAGUUUGUACCAUCAUCUGUAAGAAGCAGGAGCGACGGAGCCCAGCUGGGCAAACAGCAGGUCUAACUGGUUAAAGGCUCGCACAUCGUCAGAGGGACGCUGUAGAUUUAAUCACAUCAACAAAGCUGCCUCAUCUGAACUGAAGGACGCUGCCCUGUUGCACUGGGCAUCUGUGAAAGAGGCAGUAAGAGGAGGACGACUGUCCUCGAGUGAGAACUCAACACAAGCCAUUUAAUGACACGUAAAGCAGGGCCCAACAAGCAGCUGAUGUAAAGAUUUGUAAAUUUUUAAGGUCCUCGUCCCAAACAUGGGAGUGUAGGCGCAAAGACAACAGCGAUGCCACACCAAACAAAUAGAGAGAGGUUUUUACCUUCUAUAUACUUUAUUACAUUGAGGUAACCACAUUUUAGCCACUGAAGUUGUAACUGUGGCUUAAGAAUUGAUUUGUUGUGAGGUAAAGCUAUUAGGCUGACCAGUACUCCAUAAUUUUUCAUGUAGUUAUACUGAGAUACAGUAGUUAGUGUAAAUUUGUACAGUUUUAGACAUGUUUGGACAGAUGUUGCCGUACAUGUACUUAAAUAUUUGCUAUUACCUGUGUGUAAGUUAGGCUCAUAUGUUCCGCAUUGGUAUGCUUAACAAUAGGUGUCGCUUUAGUGGCUGGUAUUUUCUUCUGUGUUUAAGUUUAUUUUUUAAAGAAACUCCCAUUUUUUGGUAAAUAAUAUAUCUAUAUCUAUAUAUAAACAAAAUAACAGAAUCAAUUUGUUUUUUUUUUUAUUUGAAUAAUAUUUUUUCCUGUUCCGAAAGAAGCGUGAAGACGACCUGUUCCCAUUCAUUGAUCUAACGAAGCAUUUCAUCCACUUUAUGCAGCCUCGUGCUCAUUGGCCUUGACUGUGCUGUACUUGCUUUAUAUAUUUUGUUCUCAUGUUUUUCUGCCCCCUCAAAACUGGACCGUAAUCACAUUACUGACGACCACAGAAGUAACAGCAGGGUUUUUUUUCCAGAGUUGUGUUAAAAUGUGUCAAUUAUUUGAAUUGUGUAUUUGUUUUGUUUUGAUUUUUCACUUAAGCAUUUAUGAACAAUAAAGUUCUGUAAUUGUGCUUCUCACAGAA